This is a messenger RNA of Catharus ustulatus (Swainson's thrush), 1004 nucleotides long. RefSeq names its product proteasome 20S subunit beta 5 (gene PSMB5). Bases 22 to 987 code for a protein of 321 amino acids. The record is from RefSeq and is a predicted model, not a curated record. The transcript is spliced from 3 exons. Gene Ontology annotation, molecular function: threonine-type endopeptidase activity. Gene Ontology annotation, cellular component: proteasome core complex. NCBI's taxonomy places the organism in Eukaryota, Metazoa, Chordata, Aves, Passeriformes, Turdidae.
UUCUCUUUACCCUCAAUCAAGAUGGCGGUGGCGUCUUCACAUCUUGUUUACAUCACACCGCGCAUGCGCAGCCGCCAUUUCGCGCUUUUUUUGUCGGUCACGCCCUUAACAAAGAUGGCGGCCGCGCGGCCGCCAUUUUGCGGGCGCCGCCUUCCCCUCACCCGCCCCCGAUCCAAGAUGGCGCUGGCCAGCGUCCUCCGCUCGGAGCUGCCGGAAUUUAAUAAAUCUUUAAUUAAAUUUAAUAAAAUUUUUCCAGAAGAUUCCGAGGCGAUUCCAGAAAUCGUGAGGGAUCCUCCGGGUCCUCCGCGGGUUUUGGCGGCGCCGCCUUGGGGAGUUGAGGCCGCACCGGAGGGGCCCGGCUUUCAGAUGCUUCACGGUACAACCACCUUGGCCUUUAAGUCCCCCGCGGGCGUGACCGUCGCCGUCGACUCCCGCGCCACGGCCGGCUCCUACAUCGCCUCCCAAUCCGUCCUCAAGGUUCUCCCGAUCAACGCGCGCAUCCUGGGCACCAUGGCGGGCGGCGCCGCCGACUGCUCCUUCUGGCAGCGCCUGGUGGCGCGGCAGUGCCGCGUGCAGGAGCUGCGCAACAAGGAGCCGGUGUCGGUGGCCGCCGCCUCCAAGCUGCUGGCCAACCUGGUGUACCAGUACAAGGGCAUGGGGCUCAGCCUGGGCACCAUGGUGUGCGGCUGGGACAAGCGCGGGCCCGCCCUGUACUACGUGGACAGCGAGGGCCAGCGCGUGGCCGGCCGGGCGUUCGCCGUGGGCUCGGGCUCCUCCUACGCCUACGGGGUGCUGGACCGGGGGCUGGCGGGCGCGGCGGCCACGGCGGAGGCGGCGUGCGCGCUGGCGCGGCGCGCGAUCUACCAGGCGGCGCGGCGCGACGCGUACUCGGGGGGGAGGGUGCGAGUUUUUCACGUGGGGCCACAGGGGUGGAGGGAGGAGUCGGCCGACGACGUCGCCGCGCUGCAGGAGAGGUACGGGGAGUGAAAAAAUUGGAAAAUUUG